AUGACCACCCGCGAAACCAACCAAAAGGCCCUCUAUGAGGUCGGCAUGCCUAUCCGUCGCGCCGUCCUCGGCGACGCCUACGUCAAUAAUGCCCUUGCAAAGGGCAGCACCGAGUUUGCCCGCGCCAUGCAGGAGUUUACCACCGCCUUCUGCUGGGGUGCAGUCUGGGACCGCCCUGGGCUCGACCGCAAGCAACGCUCCCUGAUCAACUUGAGCAUGCUGGCGGCAACGGGAAAGAUUCAUGAAUUGGCCGUGCAUACUCGCGGAGCUGUGAUCAAUGGACUGUCCAAGACGGAGAUUCGGGAGGUGCUGGUGCAGAUCUGUAUUUACAUGGGUGUGCCGGCUGGGAUGGAGGCGUUCAAGACCUGUGAGGGUGUGUUGGAGACUAUGGAGAGGGAAGGUGUUCAGGUCAAGGAGUAG
This is a messenger RNA of Aspergillus versicolor CBS 583.65, 420 nucleotides long. RefSeq lists its product as uncharacterized. The record is from RefSeq and is a predicted model, not a curated record. The coding region runs from base 1 to 420 and encodes 139 amino acids. NCBI's taxonomy places the organism in Eukaryota, Fungi, Ascomycota, Eurotiomycetes, Eurotiales, Aspergillaceae. Gene Ontology annotation, molecular function: peroxiredoxin activity. The transcript has a single exon.